This is a messenger RNA of Salmo salar (Atlantic salmon), 1071 nucleotides long. The record is from RefSeq and is a predicted model, not a curated record. Lineage: Eukaryota; Metazoa; Chordata; Actinopteri; Salmoniformes; Salmonidae.
AUGUGUGCCACGAAAACAUACCCCACACCAUCACACCACCACCAGACUGCAAUGCUGACACGCGGCAUGAUGGAUGCAGACUGUGAAGGGAUCCAGAAUGUGGAAGGGAUCCAGACUGUGGAAGGGAUCCAGACGGUGGAGGGGAUCCAGACUGUGGAAGGGAUCCAGACUGUGGAAGGGAUCCAGACGGUGGAGGGGAUCCAGACUCUCAAACCAACCCACCUCAAACCAACUCACCUCAACCCAACCCACCUCAAACCACCUCAGCUCAAACCAACCCACCUCAAACCAACCCACCUCAACCCAACCCACCUCAACCCAACCCACCUCAACCCAACCCACCUCAAACCACCUCAGCUCAAACCAACCCACCUCAAACCAACCCACCUCAACCCAACCCACCUCAAACCAACCCACCUCAACCCAACCCACCUCAACCCAACCCACCUCAACCCAACCCACCUCAACCCAACCCACCUCAAACCACCUCAGCUCAAACCAACCCACCUCAACCCAACCCACCUCAAACCACCUCAGCUCAAACCAACCCACCUCAACCCAACCCACCUCAAACCACCUCAGCUCAAACCAACCCACCUCAACCCAACCCACCUCAACCCAACCCACCUCAACCCAACCCACCUCAACCCAACCCACCUCAACCCAACCCACCUCAAACCACCUCAGCUCAAACCAACCCACCUCAACCCAACCCACCUCAACCCAACCCUCCUCAACCCAACCCUCCUCAACCCAACCCUCCUCAACCCAACCCAGCUCAACCCAACCCACCUCAACCCAACCCACCUCAAACCAACCCACCUCAACCCAACCCACCUCAAACCAACCCACCUCAACCCAACCCACCUCAACCCAACCCUCCUCAAACCAACCCUCCUCAAACCAACCCACCUCAACCCAACCCACCUCAACCCAACCCACCUCAACCCAACCCACCUCAACCCAACCCACCUCAACCCAACCCACCUCAACCCAACUCACCUCAACCCAACCCAGCUCAACCCACCCCACAGACCAGAUGUUUCCAGUCAACGCUGUGAGUGGAGGUGA